Molecule: messenger RNA, 10351 nt
Organism: Trichosurus vulpecula (common brushtail)
Lineage: Eukaryota; Metazoa; Chordata; Mammalia; Diprotodontia; Phalangeridae
Gene: LRP6
Product: LDL receptor related protein 6
Exons: 23
Coding region: 122-4963 (1613 amino acids)
Biological process (GO): Wnt signaling pathway involved in somitogenesis; canonical Wnt signaling pathway; chemical synaptic transmission
Molecular function (GO): Wnt-protein binding; Wnt receptor activity
Source: RefSeq, a predicted model, not a curated record
GGGCAGCAUGACCGUGCGGGGCGGCCGCGGCGGCCCCGGCUCCUCUCCGCCGCCUCCCCCUCCUCGGGCUGCCUCGAGCCGGUGAGAGGAGAGAGAAAGCGAGGAGGAGGAGGAGGGGAAGAUGGGGGCCGUCCUGAGGAGCCUCUUGGCCUGCAGCUUCUGCGUCCUCCUGAGAGGGGCCCCCUUGUUGCUUUAUGCAAAUAGACGGGAUUUACGACUAGUGGAUGCUACCAAUGGCAAAGAGAAUGCUACGAUUGUGGUUGGAGGUUUGGAGGAUGCAGCUGCAGUGGACUUCGUUUUUGACCAUGGCUUGAUAUACUGGAGUGAUGUAAGUGAAGAAGCCAUUAAACGAACAGAAUUUAACAAAACCGAGAGUGUACAGAAUGUAGUUGUUUCCGGAUUAUUAUCCCCUGAUGGGCUGGCCUGUGAUUGGUUGGGAGAAAAAUUAUACUGGACAGAUUCUGAAACUAAUAGGAUUGAAGUUUCCAAUUUAGAUGGAACUUUAAGAAAAGUUUUAUUUUGGCAAGAGUUGGAUCAGCCGAGAGCGAUUGCCUUAGAUCCUGCAAAUGGGUUUAUGUAUUGGACUGACUGGGGAGAAGUUCCAAAGAUAGAACGUGCUGGGAUGGAUGGAUCAAGUCGUUACAUCAUAAUAAAUACAGACAUUUACUGGCCAAAUGGAUUGACCUUGGAUUAUGAGGAAGAAAAACUUUAUUGGGCAGAUGCGAAACUUAAUUUUAUUCACAAAUCAAAUCUGGAUGGAACUAAUCGACAGGCAGUGGUUAGAGGUUCCCUUCCACAUCCUUUUGCCUUGACGUUGUUUGAAGACACACUGUACUGGACUGACUGGAACACACAUUCCAUCUUGGCCUGUAAUAAGUACACUGGGGAGGGGUUGCGUGAAGUCCAUUCUAACAUCUUCUCUCCCAUGGACAUACAUGCUUUUAGCCAACAGAGGCAGCCAAAUGCUACAAACCCAUGUGGAAUUGAUAAUGGUGGUUGCUCCCACUUGUGUCUGAUGUCUCCUGUCAAGCCUUUUUAUCAGUGUGCCUGCCCAACUGGAGUGAAACUCCUUGAAAAUGGGAAAACCUGCAAAGAUGGAGCAACUGAAUUAUUGCUUUUAGCCCGAAGGACAGACUUGAGGCGAAUUUCCUUGGAUACACCAGACUUUACAGAUAUUGUUCUACAGCUAGAGGACAUCCGCCAUGCAAUCGCCAUAGACUAUGAUCCUUUGGAAGGAUACAUCUACUGGACUGAUGAUGAAGUGAGAGCUAUACGUCGCUCUUUCAUAGAUGGAUCUGGCAGUCAGUUUGUGGUGACAGCUCAAAUUGCACACCCUGAUGGCAUUGCAGUGGAUUGGGUUGCACGGAACCUUUAUUGGACAGACACAGGCACUGACCGCAUAGAGGUGACAAGGCUUAAUGGAACCAUGAGAAAGAUUUUGAUUUCAGAGGACUUGGAGGAACCCCGAGCUAUAGUCCUGGACCCAAUGGUUGGGUACAUGUAUUGGACGGAUUGGGGAGAAAUUCCCAAAAUUGAGCGAGCGGCUUUGGAUGGGUCUGACCGAGUAGUUUUGGUGAAUACAUCUCUUGGCUGGCCAAAUGGUUUAGCUCUGGAUUAUGACGAAGACAAAAUAUACUGGGGAGAUGCUAAAACAGACAAGAUUGAGGUUAUGAAUGCAGAUGGUACUGGAAGAAGAGUGUUGGUAGAAGACAAGAUUCCUCACAUUUUUGGGUUCACCUUGCUUGGAGACUAUGUCUAUUGGACUGACUGGCAAAGACGUAGUAUCGAACGGGUGCACAAACGAAGUGCUGAAAGAGAAAUCAUCAUAGAUCAGCUGCCUGAUCUCAUGGGCCUAAAAGCCACAAAUGUUCAUCGAAUUAUUGGUUCCAACCCAUGUGCUAAUGAAAAUGGGGGAUGUAGCCAUCUUUGCCUCUACAGACCUCAGGGACUCCGCUGUGCCUGCCCCAUUGGCUUUGAGCUUAUCAGUGACAUGAAGACUUGCAUCGUUCCAGAAGCUUUCCUCUUGUUUUCUCGGAGAGCAGACAUAAGGCGCAUCUCUUUGGAAACAAACAAUAACAAUGUGGCCAUCCCUCUUACUGGUGUGAAAGAAGCUUCUGCUUUAGAUUUUGAUGUAACAGAUAAUCGUAUUUACUGGACUGAUAUUUCUCUGAAGACGAUCAGCAGAGCAUUUAUGAAUGGCAGUUCACUGGAGCAUGUGGUGGAAUUUGGCUUGGAUUAUCCAGAAGGCAUGGCUGUAGACUGGCUAGGAAAGAAUUUAUACUGGGCAGACACUGGAACAAAUCGUAUCGAAGUAUCGAAGCUGGAUGGGCAGCAUCGUCAGGUUCUGGUGUGGAAAGACCUAGAUAGCCCCAGAGCUCUUGCAUUAGACCCUGCUGAAGGGUUUAUGUAUUGGACUGAGUGGGGUGGAAAGCCCAAGAUAGAUAGAGCUGCCAUGGAUGGAAGUGAACGUACUACGUUAGUUCCAAAUGUAGGACGGGCAAAUGGCUUAACCAUUGAUUAUGCUAAAAGAAGACUCUACUGGACAGACCUAGAUACCAACUUAAUUGAAUCUUCAAAUAUGCUAGGCCUGAACCGUGAAGUUAUAGCAGAUGACUUGCCUCAUCCUUUUGGCUUGACUCAGUACCAGGAUUACAUAUACUGGACAGACUGGAGCCGACGUAGCAUCGAACGUGCCAAUAAAACCAGUGGCCAAAACCGAACCAUCAUACAGGGUCAUUUGGAUUACGUGAUGGACAUCCUAGUCUUUCACUCCUCUCGGCAGGCAGGAUGGAAUGAAUGUGCUUCCAGCAAUGGGCACUGUUCCCAUCUCUGCUUGGCUGUGCCAGUUGGUGGUUUUGUUUGUGGAUGUCCAGCCCACUACUCACUGAAUACUGACAACAGGACUUGCAGUGCUCCUACCACCUUCCUGCUCUUCAGUCAGAAGAAUGCCAUCAACCGUAUGGUAAUUGAUGAGCAACAGAGUCCUGAUAUAAUCCUCCCUAUCCACAGCCUACGGAAUGUCCGAGCCAUUGACUAUGACCCUUUGGACAAACAACUUUAUUGGAUCGACUCACGACAAAACAUGAUCCGAAAGGCACAGGAAGAUGGUAGCCAGGGUCUUACUGUGGUUGUGAGCUCAGUUCCCAAUCAGAAUCUGGACAUGCAGCCCUAUGACCUCAGCAUUGACAUUUAUAGCCGUUACAUCUACUGGACUUGUGAGGCCACUAAUGUCAUUAAUGUAACAAGGCUGGAUGGGAGACCUGUUGGAGUGGUACUCAAAGGAGAGCAAGACCGACCUCGAGCCAUCAUGGUAAACCCAGAGAAAGGGUAUAUGUAUUUUACCAAUCUUCAAGAAAGGUCUCCAAAAAUUGAGAGGGCUGCUUUGGACGGGACAGAAAGAGAGGUCCUCUUUUUCAGUGGCUUAAGUAAACCUAUAGCUUUAGCCCUUGACAGCCGCUUGGGUAAACUGUUUUGGGCUGAUUCAGAUCUCCGGCGAAUUGAAAGUAGUGAUCUCUCAGGUGCCAAUCGUAUAGUUUUAGAAGACUCCAAUAUCUUGCAGCCUGUGGGACUGACUGUGUUUGAAAACUGGCUGUAUUGGAUUGAUAGGCAACAGCAAAUGAUUGAAAAAAUUGACAUGACUGGUCGUGAAGGACGGACCAAAGUCCAGGCUCGAAUUGCCCAACUCAGUGACAUUCAUGCUGUAAAGGAGCUAAACCUUUUGGAAUAUAGACAGCAUCCAUGUUCUCAGGAUAAUGGUGGUUGUUCACAUAUUUGUCUUGUGAAAGGAGAUGGUACAACAAGGUGCUCUUGUCCAAUGCAUCUGGUCCUACUUCAGGAUGAACUGUCUUGUGGAGAGCCUCCAACAUGCUCCCCUCAGCAGUUUACAUGUUUCACGGGAGAGAUUGACUGUAUCCCUGUGGCUUGGAGAUGUGAUGGAUUCACUGAAUGUGAAGACCACAGUGAUGAGCUAAAUUGUCCUGUCUGCUCAGAGUCCCAGUUUCAGUGUGCUAGUGGGCAGUGCAUUGAUGGUGUCCUUCGAUGCAAUGGAGAUGCAAAUUGCCAAGACAAGUCAGAUGAGAAGAACUGUGAAGUGCUUUGUUUAAUUGAUCAGUUCCGUUGUACCAAUGGACAGUGCAUUGGAAAGCACAAGAAAUGUGAUAAUAAUGUGGACUGCAGUGACAAGUCAGAUGAAAUAGAUUGUUAUCCAACUGAGGAGCCAACCCCGCAGGCCACCAAUACAGUUGGCUCAGUGAUUGGAGUGAUCCUCACCAUUUUUGUGUUUGGAGCCAUGUACUUUAUCUGUCAGAGGGUGUUCUGUCCACGAAUGAAGGGAGAUGGGGAGACCAUGACAAAUGACUAUGUAGUCCAUGGGCCAGCAUCUGUGCCCCUCGGUUAUGUGCCUCAUCCUAGUUCUCUGUCAGGUUCUCUGCCAGGGAUGUCCCGGGGCAAAUCAAUGAUCAGUUCCCUCAGUAUCAUGGGUGGAAGCAGUGGACCACCUUAUGACAGGGCCCAUGUGACUGGAGCAUCAUCUAGUAGUUCUUCAAGCACAAAGGGCACCUACUUCCCUGGGAUUUUGAACCCUCCGCCAUCCCCAGCCACAGAGCGUUCACAUUACACCAUGGAAUUUGGCUAUUCUUCCAACAGUCCUUCUACUCAUAGAUCUUACAGCUACAGACCGUACAGUUACCGUCACUUUGCACCACCCACCACCCCAUGCAGCACUGAUGUCUGCGACAGCGAUUAUGCUCCAAGCCGGAGAAUAACCACAGCGGCGGCGGCCAAGGGCUACACCAGUGACUUAAACUAUGACUCUGAGCCUGUGCCCCCACCUCCUACUCCACGAAGCCAGUAUCUGUCAGCCGAAGAAAACUAUGAAAGUUGCCCCCCUUCCCCUUACACAGAGAGGAGCUACUCUCAUCACCUCUACCCACCUCCACCGUCCCCCUGUACAGACUCCUCCUGAGGAGGGCCCCCCCCUCCUCUAACUGCCUCCAGUGUAAAGUGUAAAUACAAAUCGGUUGAGAUCUGGAGGGGGGGAGGGAGCUAGCAGAGAAAGGUGAGGCAGACCGUGUACAGAUAAGAGUUUUAAAUGGGGUGGGGAAUACUGGAGAUAUUUGUACAGAAGAAGAGGAUAUUUAUAUAUUUUCUUAACAGCAAAGUUGCUGCUUGUGCCAUAAAAAAAUUUGUAUAAAAUAAAUUUGUACUAAAAAUUUUUAUUUUUACAAACUGAACACACAAAACAUGCCUUAAACCCAGGGAAGUGACUGUGAAUAUACAUAGGAAAUAGAAAAACAAAGGUGAAUCACUGUCUAGUAAGAUGUGGGCUUUGUUGAUACCAAAAAGAGGAAAAAAGGUCCAUGACCAUCUCAGAGCAGCAAACCGUAGGUACUUUGAAGUUGCUUAUGAUCCUUCAUGUUAACUAUGGGGGGUCGGCAGCUAAAGUUUAAAUAUGGGGUAGGAGAAAGAAAAGUUACUAACAAAGGGCUUUGUUUCCUAUAGGAAAUACAGUGAUUUUAUCAAUGAAAAUAUAUAUAUACUUUUAAAAUAGUCCAUUUUAUGAUGGUUUCUUUUGGGAAGAGUACAUCAGUUGUCCAGUAUCAUGUCACAGAGUUGUGUGUGUGUUAAUUUAUCACACACACACACGCAUGCACACACGCACUGCGCCCCUUCCCCUCCCCCCCAUCUCUACCCUGGAACUCCCCCUCUGUUUGAAAUUCAUAUUCCCCUUAGGCCGUCUGUCCUACCUCCUUUCCUGAGCAGUCAGUCCUAUGGAUUGCUUUAGCCAAGACACCAUGAUUUUUUAAAAAAAAUUUUUCCAACUAGCAAUAGAGGAAUUUUCUAAUUGGAAUAUGUUUUGUAAUCGUUCCACUUCCCAGUAGGCUCAGUUCUCCAACGUGACUCUUUCUUCUGCAGAAUGUUCACAAGUUAAACACUUCAUUAUCCAUUUCCCUUCCCACGAUAUCUUUCCUUCAGUGCUCACAGAUAUGUCAAUGUUCUCUAUGACAUAUGAUAUAGACAGUGUUUAUGAAUUAUAAAUUUAUUGUAAAUGAAUCAUAUAUCCUUGCAGUACUUUCAGUGUAUAUCACAAUAUAAAUCAUUUUAUAUAAAUAUAUAUAUUUUCUGAAUACAAAGCAUUUAAACAAACUAUUGGAGACAAUCUAUUAAAAUAAUGAGCUCAUUGGAAGGGUUUUCCCAUCUCUAUAUUAACUCUGUUCUUCCAUGUUCAGUAAGCCAGUUUUCUUAGCAUGACUUUUACAUACCUCUCCUUGUGUGGCAUGAGUUUAAUACUUUAGUGUUUUCCACUGUGAAUAUUAGGGUUAUUGUUGUUGUUUUUUCCAGAUUAUCCGUAACCAAAUUAUUCUUAAUUCACUUCAUGUUUAUUUUAAAAAUACGUUCUCUCUCCAAACUCGUUUUGAUUGAAAUGGCUGGUGUUUAGUCAUUUAAACAAGAAAUCUGUUUGGACUGAAGGGGAAGGUGAACUCUUUGUUGACUCUUUAGCUGCCAGAACAGAGGUGGAAGGGAAAAAGAAAAAUCCUUUAUAUUCAGUCUGCCAAGGUAUUGAGACUGCUGCAUCCUGAGUCAUCAGGGACAAGAUACGGUAUGAUCUCAGCACUGCCACCUUACAUGUUUCCAGUUCCUGCUAAAAAUGAAUAGAAAAAUAGCAUGUUUUCAUUUAGACUUGCAGAGUUUUAUGACGUUAUCUAAUUUUGCUGCUGUGAAAGCAUGGUUCAAAUUUCUCUGGGUUCCAUUGCCCAAGGGAAAAGAACGUAAGCUGUUCAAUAUUUUUAGCAGGAGUGAAGUAACUUUUUUUUUAAGUAAUUGAAAAUAGGUAAUUAGAUAAUAAAAAAAAUGUUAUUUCUAAAUCGUCCUCAGAUUAUUGAAAGCAAAGAACAGGUCUUAGUACUAUAUUUCGCAUAAGUGAUAGUCUGUCAGUUGUCUUACAGUUCAUUCAGGCAGGUGAUGACCCUUCUUAGCAAUGUAAAAAGCAAGUAUGAUCCUAAGGUAGGAUGGACAUUGAAGGUGUAUUGUGUGAUAUACAAGGGGAACAUGAUCCUUAUGAAAAGAAUAAGGUGAUCUAUAGCUGGGUGUCAAUCAGAAUUUGAGGAUUCUACAUGUUUACAUUUUUUUUAAUAUGCAGCUUUACCAUGUGGGGUUCCUGUGUGGGCAUUUGCACUAUAUGAACUAAGAAGACUGUUGCCUUGUUAGAUCUCAGUUCAGGUAUUUGUACCAUGAUGGCAAUGGUCUCUUCUUGCAAAAUACUAAUUUGUGUGCCAAUUUUUAUUGGAAAAUCAUUUGAAGGUGAUUCAGCUUAGUUUCAGUAUCCUCUUUCUUCCUUAAAAGUUUCUGGAAGUAUUUUUUGGGUAGGGCAGAAUAGGUAAAUUUCUGUAAGUAUUGUUAGCUUUCAGCCUAGUUGGACAGUUAAGCCUAAGUGAACUGCACAUCAGUUACUGAACAUUUAUUUGACCAUGAAUGACAAUGAGUGGAGGCUUAGUUGGAAAGAAAGAGAAAUGGACACAUGAGAAGUCAAAUUUGCUAAAUCUGAGAAGGGUUUGUUUAAUUUUGAAUCAAGAUCUAUAUUUUGAAGUAAGAUUUCUAGGUGGAACAGGAAUAAAAUUCAUUUUAUUUUGCAUUAACAGAGUAGUAUUAAAGUAUUUUGUGUUGUUGGGUUUUUUUUUUCCCCUCACAUCACGAAGUACGCCUUUCCUGUGUGUUGGAUAGCAGCAUAAUGUGUUGGAAAUAGCACUGGACUGGGAAUCAGUAGACCAGGGUUCUUGUUUUAGUGACUUCUAAGGUGCCUUUUAAAGUCUAUGAUUCUUUGAUUAUACAAUUUAUAUAACACAGCUUGUGUGCAAAAAUGCAGCUAAGAAGUAGUGGAUGGAGAGGUGGGCUUGGAGGUAAGCAGCCCUGGGGUCAAGGGUUACCUCUGACAUAUGGUGGCUGUGUCAUCCUGUGUGGGUCACUUUACCUCUCAAUACUAGAGACAACUCUGAAACUGUAACUUCUAGAUAAAGUUGCUGACCUGCAUUGGUGAAGGGAAUUUCCUCACCCAGGCAUUUCUGUGACAGUGAAAUCUUGUCUCUAUCCUUACCUUGUGUGAACAGGAAGCUAUGGCUUUACCCUGGAUAUGCAGAGUUCUCUGCACAGGAAAAUGACGUUUAGAAUAUUUACUUAGCUCAGACCAGUUUAUAAAGACUAUUUUGGGGAUGGUUGAGAGGAAAAUUUUUAAGAUGGUUUAAGUUUGACUUUCACCAUUUUGCAAAAUCCCAAGGUUGGAGAAUUAAGUUGUAGUUAAAGCCAGUCAUAGUGCCUAAAACAUAAUAUGCCCAUUAUCAAUGUUGUAUUCUGGAUUCUUACAUUUGUAUAGCACUUUAUGAUUAACAAAGUGCUUUCUCACAUGCUUGUCCCUUUGAAGUAGGCAUUUUACAAAUGAGUAAACAUAGAGGCUUUAAGUGACUUGCCAAAGGAGACAUAGUAAAUCAAAAGCCAGGUCUUCUGGCUCAAAAUCCAGUGCACUUUCUACUAUGUGACUUUUGUGGCAUUUUUCUGUUUUCAUUCUAAUUGUUAAAAAAAAAUUGAAAAACAGUGUCAACUUAUAGUAUUUGUUCUGCCUGCUAAUGAAACUUCUGAGUCUUCAUGUGGUAUUCCUGGCGCUAGAGGCUUGCCCAAAGAGAUCCUGGCUCUCACAGAUGCCACUAACUUGUUAAAAAUGGUUACAAGCAUCAAUUGUCAAAGCACAGAUCUGAUGUUUCUAUUUAAGAAUUUGAGAUUUCCAUACAUUUCAGACAGCCUUCCCAAAUUGGAAGGCCUUUCAAUUGGCCUUACUGUAAUGGCUUUACUAGGGCCUUUUUAGUCCUUACGGCCUUGUAAAUAAGCAAGGAUGAUACACUUGAAUGGAGCACAGAGCUAAUAAAACCAGGCAAUAAUUAUAUGAGAAUUCAAAAAGUGCCUGUAUUAGGCAUUUGAGGUAUAGAUACCCUCAGGGAAUUUAGAGUCAAGGGGUUAUAAAACACUAUUAUAAAACUUCUUAUUCUUGGGAAGAAAUUAUAUUUCUUUCCAAACCUCUAACCCCAAAGUGACCCUAGUCUUCCUUAUGUUCACUAAUAUACUGUUCAUUGCUCCUGCAAGGAAUAACACUAACAUGUGUCUCGUUAGUGACUUCUCUGAUAGCGUUUAUAGAAGAAUGUUCAAAAUUUGUCAUUUUCUUUUAAAUGAGCACAAAAUGAUAGUUUUGUAAAUUGAUGUUUGACUAAAAGCUUAAUGAACUAAUAGGGAACUACAUUUAGCUAAAUAACAUUCUAGAGACAUUAGCCUUGGAUCAUAAAUAAACUAGGUUUAGAACUGGAGGGAAGCGGAAGAUUCCUCUAUUAAGCCAAGUAACUUGAAAGUAAAUGAUUGCUCUAGAUGUCCUAAGCAAAAUAGAAGGUUCAGAUACUUCUUAGUGUAUUAUUCAUUUGGCAUGGGAGUAAAUGAUCAAAUAAGUUCAAAAUUAGGCCAAUCUUUUAUUAAGUAAUGAAUAAUUUCCUUUUGCGUCAAAGGCAGCAUAGACAAAAAAGUUUUGCCAGGUGCCCAAAGUUAAUUGCUGACCUAAGUAGAUUAUAUUCUUGAUAUUUUCACAGCAUAAUUAUUUUUAUAAUGACACCAAAGAAUUAGACAGUACACAUUUGCUUAACUGUCCAUGCUUCAUUUUAGUCCAAAGGUUGUGAUUUUAAAAAUAAAAAAUUUAAUUCUGGUAUCCUAUUAAGAAAUACAUAUUGAAAACAAAACAAUGAAGGCCGAUUCCUAAGUCCAUUGUAACAUGGUUAAAUUGUUUGGGUUAUUAGGGAAAAUAUAAAUACUUUUAUAAAGAGGAUACCAAGAAGCUUAAGCUGGACUAGCCUUGUUUGCAAAUGAAGGAUUUGGUGCUGCUUUCAGAUGUUUAUCCUUUGUGUUUUUGUUUUGUUUUUUCAUUUUUCUUGAGCUUUAAUCUUUGUCAUUGUCUUAAAGUCAGCUGGUAUUUCUUGUUCAUCGACUUUGGUACGAUGGUGCUUUGCAAGGAUGUAUUUAUAAUAUAAUGACCAACAUUUGGUCAGCCCCUAUCCACCUGUUCACUUACACACACACACACACACACGCACACACACACACACACACACGCACGCGCACACACACUCACAUGCAUGCACUCACACGCACACACGCCCCUCCCUUUUUUUUGUAAAAUAAAUGCUUUACUUGUAAACUGUAUAAAAACAGACACCUUGUAUAAAUCCCCUUUUUGAUUAUUACAAUAAGCUGAGUUGUAACAAAUGAAAUGUUGAUUUUUAUAAUAAAACAGAGUGGAAAAAUAUGUGCUUGAAGUAAGAAAAUAAAA